AUGGAAAACAUGGAAUCGAGGCUCAAGAAUGCCCCUUAUUUUCGAUGUGAGAAGGGGAACAAUUCUGUCCCCGUGUGCCGGAAGUGUGAGACGUGUGUCCUGGCCUGGAAGAUCUUCUCCACCGAAGAGUGGUUCCGAAGGGUGGGCAAGAUGUCCCAGAUGAGGUUUCUGGUCAGCAUCCUGCAGCAGCUGGAUAGCUUGUAUUUGUUACACUAUUUUCAAAAUAUCCUUCAGACCACGCAGGGGAAGGAUUUUGUCUACCACAGGUCCCGGGUCAACCUCAGCAAGAAGGAGGGGAAAAUCGUCAAGUCCUCCUUGAACCAAACGCUGGACGAGACGGUGGAACAGAAGAUGAGGGGAAUUUUGCACUGGUUUGGGAACAGCAGCUCCCGGACGAAGGCGAACUACACACUCCUGCUGCUGCAGAUGUGCGACCCCGAGUUACUGCUCACUGCUGCUGAUGUCAUCAGAGUCCUGUUUCUGAGAGGGCGGAACGAUGCCUCAGGGAACGACCCAGACUCCAAGGAUGUGUUUUUCUUCCCUGAGAAAGGCCACACGCCCCCGUGCGAGACCUCACAAGUCUGCUGGGCAGCCAGACCCGGGCACACAUCCUUCCCGUUGUCCAAAACUACAGGAAAAGCAAAGUUGCACGAAAAUGUGUGGUGGGGAGCAGCCACUACUGAAGGACAGUGGAAGAGUUCACUCCAGUAUAUUGCCGAGAUGAAUAGGCUGUCUUCUGAAAAAGCAAGCGUGUCCAAAGCAGGCUCGGCCCCCGCCGCCGAUGUGCUGGUGGAUCUGGAGGCCAUCAGAGAGCUGUCUUCUGGGGUCAGCAGAUACCGCGACUUCAUCCGUCACCUGCCCGCCCACCUCUCCAAGUCUAUCCUCAGUAUGCUGGAUAAGAACAGCCUGAACAGGUGUGUGUUCGUGAGCCAGCACUGGGCAGUGCUGGCGCAGCAGGUCAAGACUGACAUGUCCAUGCACUCUUUCAUCCAGCACCAGAUCACCUUCCUGCAGGGGUCCCACACCAGGGGAAUAGACCCUAAUUACGCCAACAAGGUUACUAUCCCAGUUCCUAAGAUGGCAGAUGACGGGAAGCACCUACGUGUGAAAAAUCAGAAAUGGAAACUGAGAACGAAGAAUGACUACGACCUGUGGACCGCCUACCAGAACCAGGAAACUCAGCAGGUGCAGAUGGAGGAGAGGAAUGUCUUCUGUGGCACUUACAACGUCCGCAUUCUCUCUGACGUGUGGGACCGAAACAGAGUCAUCCACUAUUCUGGGGGAGAUUUGUUAGCUGUGUCAUCCAAUCGGAAGAUCCAGCUUCUGGACAUCAUACAAAUAAAGCAGAUACCCAUCAAGUUCCGAGGCCACACUGGGAGUGUCCGUACCCUCUUCUUGUGUGAGGAGGAAAACUUUCUCCUGAGUGGGAGUUAUGACCUGAGUAUCAGAUACUGGGAUCUGAACAGUGGGGCUUGCAUACGCAUCUUCAGUGGCCACCAGGGGACUAUCACUUGCAUGGAUGUGUGUAAGAACAAGCUCGCCUCUGGAGCAAAAGAUUGCCAGGUAAAAGAGUGGGAUAUAGAGACAGGAAAGUGCCUGAAGACCUUUAAACACAAAGACCCCAUCCUGGCCACCAGGAUCAAUGACACGUACAUCGUGAGCAGCUGUGAGAAAGGGCUGGUCAAAGUGUGGCACAUCAUCACGGCCCAGCUGGUGAAGACGCUCAACGGCCAUGAGGGAGCUGUGAAGUGUCUGUGCUUCGACCAGUGGCAUCUCCUGUCGGGAAGCGCUGACGGCCUGGUGAUGGCCUGGAGCAUGGUGGGAAAGUACGAGCGGUGCCUCAUGGCCUUCAAGCAUCCAAAGAUGGUGAUCAACACGGAGAGCAACGUCCUCAUGUUCCAGUUUGAGAAUAUCAAGUGGCAGUACUCCCUGGAACGGGCCAAGCAAAAGAAGAAGGGCAAAGAGGAGGACAGCGAAGAAAACGGCCCCGCAGAAGUUCUCUCCAAGUCGAGCACUCAGAUUUACAGCCCUCAGGAAUCCACAUCUAGCAAACAGACAGCCCAGGAGUCCCUGUUCAGCAAAUCUCACAGGUCCCGAGUUCUCCUGAGGGCAUCCAGGUUACCUACAGGAGUGUUAACGGAGGCACCUCUAAGGCAAGGAAAGCCAAAGUCACCCCGAAGAGAUGGCAGGAAGAGACCGAGUUCUAGGGAAGCAAAUGGCACGGGCACCGAGCAAGAGAAUUUGGAAGCAAAACCCCUCGCCGGAGAUAAGAAGAACGGAGAUGAUGUGGAGAAAAUACCAAAACAAGGACAACUGGGAACUUUGGGAGACUUGAUCAAUUGCUCACAGAAGAAGUCCUGGUGCACCCCUAUGUCACCUGACCAGUUCCUUCUGACUGUGAAUGCCCUGCAGAAAGUCCAUAAUUCUGGGGAGUUUGCCUAUCCCCGGAGGCCCCAAACCCAGGUCAUCGAUGCCUGGGGACCUUCCAUUUCAUACCCAAGGAAGGUCCUGAGUUUGAAGGGACAGUCGGUCCAACUUGCAGUAGAUCGGUUGAGAUUGAGCAACCCUCCCAUAGACGUGAAACAAACCAGUAUUCCCCUUGAAAUCCAGAAGCUUCAGCCUAACCUGAAGAACUCCGUGCACAGCCCCAGAGUCCAGUCUACCAUCCCCCAGCCGGUGCUUAUCUGCCCCAGGUUCUCUGGCAGCUUAAAGGGUGAAGACCCGGCAACCAGUUCAACUGAUGGGGCAGUGCGCAGCUUCAGCCCCUUAACCAGCACACAGGUCAUCAAACCAAACCACAUGCUGGCUCCGCCGAUGGGCACGACGGCCCAGGCUGCCAAGAAAGAUCGGCCCCGCUUCUACACGGCCCUCGACCCCUUCAGAGUGAACACGGAGUUCAUGCUGCUGACUGUGAAGGAGGAGAAAGAGUACGAGGAGGCCAAGAGGAAGGAGUUUCAGGCCAUAAAGCCGGCUGGAGUGGUUGAUCCAGAAAAAGCCAGCAGAGCUGCAUGGAUCAGGAAGAUCAAAGGCCUGCCCGUAGAUAAUUUCACGAAGCAAGGAAAAACAGCAGCCCCUGAACUUGGACAAAACGUAUUUAUCUGAACCAGCCUUGGGAAAU
Messenger RNA from Eubalaena glacialis (North Atlantic right whale), 3118 nucleotides. RefSeq names its product F-box and WD repeat domain containing 10B (gene FBXW10B). Gene Ontology annotation, molecular function: protein binding. Bases 1 to 3102 code for a protein of 1033 amino acids. NCBI's taxonomy places the organism in Eukaryota, Metazoa, Chordata, Mammalia, Artiodactyla, Balaenidae. The record is from RefSeq and is a predicted model, not a curated record. The transcript has 13 exons.